UAUGGAAAUAAUUAUAAAAUUAAAAUCAGUGCAGUGUUUUUAAGUAGUAAGCGUGAAGGUACGCCUUAGGAUCGAUUAGCAACGUAUUAACGGCAAUAAACAAACUCGCGUGGUGCUACAAUGAGUGUGUUGGCAUAUCCACGUACAAAUGAUGAGGAGAUUUUUCGCCAGUGUACAAAGGAUUGUGGUGUUGUGACAGCCACUGAGGAUUUUCAGUAUUUUGCACUGCGUUGCAUUUUCUGCAGUGAAAAGUUCCUCUAUUUCGAUGCGUUCAUCGGGCACAUGCAGACCGUGCAUCUGGAGGAUGCACACCGUAGCAUGGAAGGUGAUGGCUCAGGCAAUAAUGUAGACUACAACCUAGGCCUAGGCUUGGGUCAGCCCAUGUCCCUAGCUAUGGAUGACGGCGAAGAUGCUGCGCAUCAAGAAUAUGACAAUGAAGGCAUUCAUAGCUUUAAUGAUAUAGAAGACUUAACAGACGCAGACACUGCCCUGUUGGUGCCCCAAAUGGUUAUCAAACAGGAGCUGCAAGAGUUAGAAAGCAGCAGCGAUAACGAUGCAGGGGAUGAUGAUGAUAAUAUUCCAGCGCCACGAAAGGACAAACAUUUGCACAAAGACGACGACGACGAUGAUGAUGAUGAUAAUGAUGAAAUUAUAUUACCCGAAAGGCAACUGCCCACACCAAGCAAAAGAGGACGCAAAAAAAUUAUGAUGCGAGCACCGAUACGGAUUACCAGGCGAAGAGGUAUGCCAGUAUCGCAGGUGAAUGUUAAAAAUGAGCCACUCAUAGCCGAUGGCGACUCCUCCAUGGAUGAAUAUGCGGACGGCUAUGCGGAAAAUGAUGAUAACUCUGGCGAGUAUGCAGACUACCACAGCAGUUCUUUUAAUGCGCAAGCACACAGUAGCGUCGUUGGCGAAACUGACUUUCUUAGCUAUGACGAAAUGGUCGAAGAAUCCCUGAUUGGCCGAGAUCGUGAGCUUACAAUGCACAUCAAGGAUCGCAAGAUGAUACAAUUCCUGAUACAUUCGUACAAACGCAAUCCAUUUCUGUGGGAUCACAGUCAUGCUCAGUUUAGAGAUCGCGUCAAACGUGCGCGCUUUCUCGAUUGGAUUGUGCUGGAGUUUAAGAAUCGCUUUAACAUCUCACUUGCCAAGGAUGCCAUCACACGUAAAUGGGACAAUCUGCGCACUGUCUACAAACGUGAAUGCAAUCGCAUGGCCUUGGAGAAGACAAACAUUAGCACACUCUGGUACUUUAAGGAACUGCAUUUUCUGAACGAGCUCUAUAGCUACAAUUCGAAAAUGUCAGAUGCCGUCGUUAAGGAGACAUCAUAUAGACGUCGGUUUUCGGCCAUUUGGAAUGAUACCUCUACUGCCAAACUUCUGGAAAUGGUUAAGCGUUACCAGUGCUUCUACAAUCGCUAUGAUCCGGACUACCGCAGUAAGGAACGUCGCGGCGAGGGACUCCAACAAAUGGCCAUGGAGCUGCAGCAGCUAAUCGAUGUGACCACCAUACAAAUAUCUAAGCGUAUCUCACAGCUGCGCUUUGACUACUCGAAACAGAAAAUGGAACGCUUGAAUGCAGAACGCAUGGGACGCAAGUUUAUACCGAACUAUAUCUACUACGAUCAAAUGAAUUUUAUGGACGAUGACAUACCACCAUUUAGAUGCCAGGAUUGCGCUGAAAUAGUACAAACGCUACGCGAACUAGAUCUGCAUAUGUUGAGCCAUCAGCCCAGUAUGGGUGGCAACUAUUAUUGCAAUGUAUGCAGCAUACAGUUCCACACUGCCGAGGAGUUUGAGAAUCACAAGCAGCUGCAUUUGGGCGCCGGCAAUGAGGUUAAAUACAACUGUGAAUUGUGCACGGCAAGUUUUCGCGAAAAGUCCAACUAUGAUGAGCAUUUGCGUCGCCACAAUGAUGAACUCUUUCUGCCCACGCUGGCGCUCAAUCACAGCAUCUUGGAUAGCACCGCCGGUGAUGGAGAGGCGGUCAGUGGAACUGACGCCCUAAGUAGCGGCUGUGCUGCAGGCGUUGGCGAUGAUGAUGAGUCCUUUACGCCGGAUGGCCCAAAGGAAUAUUUCUGUGAAGUUUGUCAUCGUAGCUUUGCCUCAUCGGGUCACCUCAAUGCGCAUCGCAUUGUGCAUCAGGAUGAGCGCGAGCGCUGCUAUCGUUGCGACUAUCCGCAAUGCAGCAAAUCUUUUGUCUCACGCCACAGUCUAUUUGACCAUCUGAAGCAGCAUUACAGCAAUGAAGAAUUUAAAUGCGACAUUUGUGGCAAGAGCUUCAAGUCGACCAAGAAUUUGCAGAACCAUAAGCAAAUUCAUGAUAAGGUCAAGCGCUACGUCUGCCAGAUAUGCGGCUCGGCAUUUGCCCAGGCCGCUGGCCUCUACCUGCACAAGCGUCGUCAUAAUCGUCCCAAUGGCACCAUUGCCCCUGUCGGCGGCCGUUCCUCACGCACCUCACUGUGAGCCAUGAUUGCCAGCUCGCGAUCACGAUCGCGUCGCUGACCCAACACACACAGUUUUAUUUAUUAACUUUGAAAUUUAUGUCCUCGAUUGCUAACACAUGGCAGCUAUUUCGAUCAAGGUUUCUUUUAUAGUUUUAGA
Drosophila busckii is the source of this 2604-nucleotide messenger RNA. RefSeq lists its product as uncharacterized. Gene Ontology annotation, molecular function: RNA polymerase II cis-regulatory region sequence-specific DNA binding; DNA-binding transcription factor activity. The transcript is spliced from 3 exons. Gene Ontology annotation, biological process: regulation of transcription by RNA polymerase II. The coding region runs from base 121 to 2466 and encodes 781 amino acids. The record is from RefSeq and is a predicted model, not a curated record. Lineage: Eukaryota; Metazoa; Arthropoda; Insecta; Diptera; Drosophilidae.